Drosophila mauritiana is the source of this 2010-nucleotide messenger RNA. Its product is annotated as membrane metallo-endopeptidase-like 1. Gene Ontology annotation, biological process: protein processing. Gene Ontology annotation, molecular function: metalloendopeptidase activity. The record is from RefSeq and is a predicted model, not a curated record. Lineage: Eukaryota; Metazoa; Arthropoda; Insecta; Diptera; Drosophilidae. Gene Ontology annotation, cellular component: plasma membrane. The coding region runs from base 1 to 2010 and encodes 669 amino acids. The transcript has a single exon.
AUGGUCAACGCUUUGUGGGCCACGUUAAUAUCGCUCACUUUAAUCGGCCGUGUUUUAGCCAACGAUCUAUUUUCCCUGCCACCCGCCACGAAUCACAGAGAGGAAUUGCUCGAGGAUUAUGGUCGUUUCCUGCUGUCCACCAUGAACAGGACCAUCGAUCCCUGCGAGAACUUUUACGAAUUUAGCUGUGGCGGUUGGAAGAAGGCGGAUUUGGUACCGGAACAGGCCAGGAACACCAGUUUUCUGCACGCCAUCCAGCACAAGAUCGACGAGCAGAUCCAGGGAUUCCUGCAGAAUGCCACCAAAAGAGAGCUGGAGGAUCUGGGAGUUAAUGGCACCAAGUCGGCGGAGAUUAAAGCCAAGCAAUUCUAUGCUAGCUGUGUGGAAGUGAAGGCCAACUUGUCGUUGGGCUAUCAGUAUUUUAUGGAACUCGAUGGGGAUCGUUUAAGGGAGCGCAAUGCGUCCUACGAUUGGAUGUACAUCAACUUUAUGUCCAAAUACGACAUAUAUCCUUUGCUAACGCUCAAAGUGCACUAUAGCACUUCGUCCAGGAAGUUCGAUAUACUUUUAACGCUUCCCAGUAAAGUUUUAGCUGGUUACAGCGAAGAGCAGUUGAAAAAUAUGACCAGAGAGUUUGGUUUGGAUUCGAGUGCAGAGAAAGCCAAGCAAUUUGUGGAGAACUUUAGCAACCUAACGCAAUUUGAAAGAAAUUUAGUUUCCUUAGCCAAAAGUCGCAAUGAAACAGAGCAGUUGAAUUUCAAGGAAUUCCUGGCGAAGCAUAAACACGAUCGUUUGAAUUGGACGCGAUUUUUUGACCUGGCCUUCAAUGGCAGUCAGGAGUCCCACUGGCCAGUGCUCAAUCAAUUGGAUAAUAUCAACGAUUUGGUUUUCUUUCUGGAACAAACCAAUUUGGAAACGUUAAGAGGUUAUAUAAAAAUGCGAGAACUGCUCAAGUUUUAUGGCUUGUGGAAAACUCAAACUAAAACAGGAGGAGUUCAAAGUGAAUGUCGCUCCUUGUCGGAGACGUAUUUUAAUUACGCUUUGUUGCCCUGGUUUAUUGGAAAGGUUUUCGAUAAGGAGAGACGCGCAGAUAUCCUGAGUGUUGCCAAGGACAUCAAGGACACGUUCUAUGAUCUCCUGGACCAUCACACGUGGUUGGACGAAGAUACUCGCUCGCAGGCUAAGACCAAACUGGCUUCCAUGGAUAUUUUAGUGGGCUAUACGGAUGAUCUGCAGCACCGCGAAGUGAUUGAUGGUGUUUACACCGAUAUCAAUAUGACAGGCAAUUGGUUCGAGAACCUGUGUAUCCUGGAGGGCAGUAGAGCUAGGAUACGUCUGCGAUCGGUGGACAAGGCACUGAUUCCUCUUCUUAUGCCCACGAGAACAGUGAAUGCGUACUAUGCUGAUUUUCUUAACUUGGCCUUUAUUACCAUUGGAAUGGCCCAGUGGCCCUUCUAUCACAUAGACUUUCCCGAUGUCCUUAAAUACGCUGGAGUUGGGAAUAUUAUAGGCCAUGAAAUGGCCCAUGGAUUCGAUAGCUAUUGUUAUCAAUACAAUUAUGAUGGCAAGAAGACCAACUGGUGGUCCUCAGGUUCACUGAGAAACUUUAAGGAACGAUAUCGCUGCCUCGAAUCGCAGUAUAACAAAUUUAUUUUGAUGGGCGUCCAAACUAAUGGAACUCUCACCUCUGGCGAUAAUAUCGCCGAUAAUGUCGGCACUCGAAUGGCAUAUUACGCAUUCAAGACGAAAACUGGAGACAAGGCUUGGUUGGAAAAACCCCUGAGGGGUGUCAAUUUCAACAACAAACAGCUGUUCUUCGUUAAGUUUGCGCAAACCUGGUGCAAUGGCAAGGAUAAUGGCGAUAAGCUCCGGAGACUGAAGACUGAUGUCCACGCCUAUGAUGAGUUCCGGGUUCAGGGCACCCUGAGUAAUAUGCCCGAGUUCAGCGAGGCUUUCAAUUGUAAACUGGGCACCGAGAUGAAUCCGCUCAAGAAGUGUGUGGUUUGGUGA